Pediculus humanus corporis (human body louse) is the source of this 1110-nucleotide messenger RNA. RefSeq lists its product as uncharacterized. The coding region runs from base 1 to 1110 and encodes 369 amino acids. The transcript is spliced from 2 exons. Lineage: Eukaryota; Metazoa; Arthropoda; Insecta; Psocodea; Pediculidae. Gene Ontology annotation, molecular function: neurotransmitter receptor activity; G protein-coupled serotonin receptor activity; serotonin binding. Gene Ontology annotation, cellular component: membrane; dendrite. Gene Ontology annotation, biological process: G protein-coupled receptor signaling pathway, coupled to cyclic nucleotide second messenger; chemical synaptic transmission; serotonin receptor signaling pathway. The record is from RefSeq and is a predicted model, not a curated record.
AUGGAAGGUGGCGAAUGGUGGUUUCCGAACGGAUUUUCAUUAACCAAUACGACAUCAACAGAUUUUUAUAAGAAUUCAUCAUCAUCAUCAGAUUCCGAAGAAUUAUUUCGAUCUUUAUUAUUUCCGGAAAAUUCCGGUGGAUUUUCACACGAAACUUCCAUCGAAGAUUCUUCGCUAUCUCUUUUCGACACGACGGAUUGGGGAAAUUCGACGUUACGGUGGUUUCAAGAUCUUUCCUGUCAUUUUUUUCAAACGUUCGACACGUUCGGACUUUACACACCGAACAUGGAUCUAUACAACGACACGUGCGAUUCUAGACCGCAAUUUACAAAAGCCUCCAUACUCUCGUGCGACAGACCGGCGAAAAUCCACGAAAAAUUCGAUUAUUUCCGUUGCGUAGCCGAGAAAAUUCGUUACAAAAGUUUCAAAUCACGUUUCAAAACGUACAAAUGUUCGAAAUGCAACGCCGCGUGCGACACGCCACAAUUCAAAAUGGCCGUAAACGUUUUGGCGGGUACGGGUAUGACUUUGUUCGAUGAUAAAACGAAAUUAUUUAAAAACGGAAACGGUUCGUCUUUUUGGGCCAGGUUCCCGAGAAUAAUGUCUUCUGCUCUUUGUCAAAGUUCAAUAACGGAUGUUUUACAAUUGGUUAUGAAUUGCAAAACAAUCAAAGAACCGGAAAGCGAUCAAUUGCUUACGUCACUACAAUCAAAUUAUAGUUAUUACGAAGAUAUCGAAUCGUGGAAUAACGUUUUUAAAUGUUCGAUACAAAAUGUUUUUUUCGGUUCGGAUCCCGGAGGUGGAAUGGGCGGAAUCGGCGGAACCGGAAGUGGAAGCGGAAAUUUCGAAUCGACUAUUGAAAAUUUAUAUAAUUAUGAGUGGUCGUUUGUGUUCGUGUUAGUUUUUAUCAUUGCCGGAGGACUCGGUAACAUAUUAGUUUGUUUAGCCGUGUGUUUAGACACGAGACUUCAAAAUGUCACCAAUUAUUUUUUAUUGUCAUUGGCCAUUGCGGAUCUUUUGGUUAGUUUGUUUGUUAUGCCCCUAGGUGCGAUACCUGGAUUUUUAGGUUGGAGAAAAAAAAAGCAUACAAAAGGUUUAUCCUUCAAAUGA